This is a messenger RNA of Cylindrotheca closterium, 921 nucleotides long. Lineage: Eukaryota; Bacillariophyta; Bacillariophyceae; Bacillariales; Bacillariaceae. The record is from the annotation of a GenBank genome assembly.
AUGGUACUACCAGGGCUAAUCAAGAACGUUUUCAUGCCGAACGCUGAUAACAAAUGUGACGUGUUCGUGCACUAUUUUCAUCAAGAAGAAGAAGCUGCACAACGAAAAAAUAGAGGGGGAAAGUUGAACCCCAACGAGAUAUACUUGGUGAAAGAGGCAGCGAGAUCGUUUCUUGGCCCGAAUACUACUGUAAUGAUUGUGAACGACACAGACGCUUCAUUUCGGGAACAGCGGAAGUAUCAGCUCGAGCGCUAUCAAGAAACUUAUGAUAAGCAAGGGCAAAAGGUUUAUUUUCCAUUCAAAACUGUAUUUCGCCCUUCGAGCUUGGAUAAUUUGGUCAAACAAUGGCACUCAAUUAACAGCACCUUCACCAUGAUGGAGGAUUAUAUGAAAAAACACGACAUCAACUACACACGGGUGGCGAUGUUGAGGAAUGAUGUCAUGUUCCUUACUUCCUUCAAUAUCAACAUGAUAAACAAUACUGAGAAGACUCCAGACUCCAAACACUUCGUCCUCCCCGGAUUUGCUAUGUUUCCCGUCACUGACAGAAUGAUAUAUGGUUUCUUUGAUGCUGUCAAGAUGUGGUCCACCACGCGGUUCGACAGAAUUGAGAAAAGGGCCUGGGAUCACCAACAUACAGGAGUAGCCAUGCACUCUGAAAAAUUCAUGGCAGCUGAUCUGCUGCCGAGCAUUGAAACGGCUGGGUAUACGCGCCUACGCAACAACAAUGUUUGCUUCAUUCGGACAAGGGCUGCAUCCAUUGCAAUGUGGCAAGAUUGCGUUCGCGAUGUACCCAAAGGCCUCGAGGGCAAGAACAUGACCGCACUGAUUGAAGAAAUUUUGGAACGAAAGUGUGAAAAAGUGGAAGGAGACAGCGCUUUUUGUCCGCCUGAAGACUUCAACUCAAGCGUUCCUUUCUAG